CAGCGCUACAGGACUUGAUGAAGAAACUGGAGAUACAAACCAAAGAACUUCACACACAGGAGGCUGAACUGCAGGCAAAAGAAUCAGAUGUGAGAAAGAGAAGACAACAGCUGUGUGAGGAACACGAUGACAUUCAGAGAGGAGUACAGUCUCUCCCGCUACUGCUGAAGGAGAAUCAGGAUCUUCAUGAUGAGCUGCAGCGAGUGCGAGCAGAUGUUCAGAGAGAGAGAGCAGAGAGAGAGCGAGAGAGCUGCAGAGUGAUGGAGAAGAGACUGUUACCCCUGCAGGAGAGAUGUGAACAACUCGCCUCGAGAGUCAGUGAACUGGAGCAGACGAACACGGUUUCCAGGGUUAAAAUUGGAGGAGACGAGCAGAAGAAGAUGAAGAAGCAGAGAGAGAAUCAUCUUCGUCUGGAGGAUCUCGAGGCUCCGGCCAGUUCACCUCCAGACAGUGACACCAGUGUGGACGGUGUGAGACAGUACAUGUGGAAUGAGAGCGUCUCUCUCUUCAGAGCCCGUCAGUUUCUGGAUAGACAGAGUGCUCAUGUGUCGGACAGACAGGCAGCACUGCAGGCAGCUCACAGCAGUCUGAAGGACCCCACAACUGAGAGCUCCACCCAACAACAUCAACAACAUCAGCUCUACCACAACCUGCAGCAGGAGGUGAAGGAUCUGUCUGAGUUGACAGAGACGCUUCAGAAGGGCCAAACUUUACUAAAAGAAAAAGAGGAAAAAUUAAACCUGCUGGAAACAUCACUAACUGAAGAGGUACGACACACACACACACACACACACCGUGAGUAUCGUGAAACGUGUGUAUGAUUGUGAUUUCAUCAUGUGACUAGGAGGCACAUGGGGACUCGUGUCACCGUGGGGACCAAAAUUGAGGUCCUCAUGGGCACAAAAGCUUAUAAAUUGUACAGAACAAUAUUUUUUACAAAUCUAAAAAUGCAGAAAGUGUUCUAUGAUCUUUAGGUUUAGGGAUAGGGUUAGGGAUAGAAUAUACAGUUUGUACAGUAUAAAAACAUUACGCCUAUGGACUGUCCCCACGGGGAUAGUCAACCAAA
Molecule: messenger RNA, 1066 nt
Organism: Triplophysa rosa
Lineage: Eukaryota; Metazoa; Chordata; Actinopteri; Cypriniformes; Nemacheilidae
Product: myosin-13-like
Exons: 6
Coding region: 18-821 (267 amino acids)
Source: RefSeq, a predicted model, not a curated record